Aspergillus uvarum CBS 121591 is the source of this 6495-nucleotide messenger RNA. RefSeq names its product nonribosomal peptide synthetase. Bases 1 to 6495 code for a protein of 2164 amino acids. Gene Ontology annotation, biological process: amino acid activation for nonribosomal peptide biosynthetic process; secondary metabolite biosynthetic process. Gene Ontology annotation, molecular function: catalytic activity; phosphopantetheine binding. Gene Ontology annotation, cellular component: cytoplasm. Lineage: Eukaryota; Fungi; Ascomycota; Eurotiomycetes; Eurotiales; Aspergillaceae. The record is from RefSeq and is a predicted model, not a curated record. The transcript has a single exon.
AUGUCUGAGUCCUUCGUUCGCCAUUUACAGCACCACCCGAAGCACGUUGCAGUUGCUCCAGUGCGAGUGGUGGUCAAAGAUGAGGUAGGGGUGGCCGAGGAGCCCAGCCCUCAAAAUGAGUGCAUCCAUGCUCUGAUAAGCCGACGAUGCCAACAACAACCUGAACAUUGUGCCGUCCUCACUGGGAGGAAUAUCCAAAUGAGCUAUGCCGUCAUUGAGAACCUGUCAAGCCAAUUUGCUAGACACCUGGUGGGAAGAUGCAAUGUCAUACCCGAUCAAGUAAUCCCCAUUUGCCUUCAUAAGUCACACUGGACUGUGGUUGCUAUGCUGGGGAUUCUCAAAGCUAACGCAACGUUUGUUUUGCUGGAACCGACGAGUCCGAUAGAUCGGUUGAGGGAGCUGUGUAAGCAAAUUGGAGCAACGCUGGUGGUGGUUCUGAAAGAGCUGGUGAACAUGGCGGAUGCACUGGAGCUGAAGACCGCAAUUCUGAUUGAUGAGCCCACGACAUGGCAAAAGGCCAUCGAUACUCCCAGAAUUCAAGAGGCAAGGUCACCAUCCGACACUGCCUACAUCGUAUUCACAUCGGGGUCAACCGGCUGUCCCAAGGGGGUUGUCGUCGACCAUGGCGCUUUCACUACCGCCGCCCACCAUUUCAUUCCCCGCACGGGUCUUGACAAGCACUCGAGGGUGUUGCAAUUUGCCUCCUAUGCCUUCGAUGUCAGUAUCGCCGAUCAACUAGUCACUCUGAUUGCGGGAGGCUGUAUAUGUAUCCCGUCCGAGGAGGAUAGGCUCGGCCGAUUGUCGCAGUCCAUGCGCGAGCUGGAGGUGACUUGGGCCAAUUUGACGCCAUCAGUGGCGCGCUUGCUGAGCCCUCAUGAGGUUCCAACACUUCAGACUCUGUGUCUUGCCGGGGAACCUAUGAAGCAAGUGGACAUUGAUCGUUGGACACGGCAUGUGCGCCUGAUCAACCAUUAUGGGCCUGCCGAGUGCGCAAUUGGGACACAUCUUUUGUCUCCAGUGACAUCGCAGACAAAGCCAGGGACUAUCGGAACGGCGAUGGGUUGUGUUGGCUGGCUGGUAAACCCCCAGAACUAUCACCAAUUGGUCUCCCCAGGCCAAGUCGGCGAGCUUCUUAUUGAAGGCUCCAUCGUGGCGCGAGGAUAUAUUGGAGGUAACAAGGACACCGAUUCACCGUUCUGCCUUCCACCACCAUGGCUACCACACGUCCCAGCCCAACAACGCGCAGACCAGAGGCUGUAUCGGACCGGAGAUCUUGUUCAGGCCUUAGCGGAUGGUUCAUUGCAAUACGUGGGUCGGAAAGAUCGCAUGGUGAAGAUAAACGGCCAGAGGAUUUACCCCGAGGAGGUAGAAAGUGCCCUCCACAAGUGCUCUGCCUCUUUCCCUUGCAUGGCUGUUGAUACUAUUGCGGCAUCGACUGGUGAAUUGUUGAUAGCAUUCGUCGCGGAGAAGGCAUCGUCCACCAGCCCCAGUAUACUGCCUUCGAGCGCGAAUUGUCUGUCCCGUUCGGCACUUCUCCAACAGCAGUUGGCCGAGAGCCUUCCUCGGUACAUGAUUCCUUCCAUCUUCCUCCAAAUUAGCAACCUUCCUCUCGGGGUCUCAGGGAAGGUAGAUCGACAGGUAUUGCACAGCCUGGUGUCAGCAAGCUCUCUUCGGCCCUGGGAAACGUGCAGAAAUCCUUCACGCCCGGCCAGUGAAACCCUAUGGUCAGAAAAGGAGAGACUACUCCGAGGAAUCUGGAGCGAGACGCUGCAGCUCGACACGCACAUCAUGGAGCGGAAUGACAGUUUCUUCGGAUUGGGAGGCAACUCGCUCCAUGCCAUGAGACUCGUCGUGGCUGCCCGAAAAUAUGAACAUACACUGACUGUAGCCGAUGUCUUCCGACAUCCAACACUCAUGGACCAGGCCACUGUUCUCCGAAAAAGCCUCCCGGCCGACGAUUUGGGUACAUACCUCCCAUUCUCCAUGUUGGAGAAUAGGUCGGGGAUUCUGCCAUCUGUGGCACAACAGUGUUCCGUGUCAACCGCCGAGGUAGAGGAUAUUUACCCUUGUACUCCACUACAGGAGGGGUUGAUGGCGCUAUCCGCACAAACACCUGGCUCUUACGUCUCCCAGCAUGUGUUCCGGCUCAAGGCAGACACUGAUAUAGCCCGUUUGCAGACAGCCUGGCAAGUCACGGUGCGAGAUCAUGCAAUCUUGCGUACAAGGAUCGUGACCAGCAGCGGUGGACGUCUCCUCCAGGCCGUGCUUCGCCGGGGCAUUGACAUUCAAGACCUCCAUGACCUAGAUACAUACCUUGCCAAGGACAGUCGGGAUGUGAUGGGCGGAGGCGGACCCUUGGCUCGAGUUGCGAUGAAUUCAUCCUACUGUGUCAUUACUCUUCACCAUGCAUUGUACGAUGGGGUUUCUUUGCCGCUCAUCCUCGACCACCUGCAAGAUGUCUACCGUGGACGCGGUGCCCGCCCCGUCGGGUUUGCCCUUUACAUUCGACAUAUCCAGCCACAGGACACAAGCCAGGCCUUCUGGGAGUCUACUCUAGCGGACUGUAGUGCUCCAAUCUUUCCUGAACCUCCUACCGCGAGGUUCGUGCCCAAUGCUGCGGCAGUCCUAGAGGAUCGUGUUGGGAACAUUCGCCAGCAAGGAGCUCAUACCACGUCGACCAUCAUCAAGCUGGCCUGGGCUCUCCUGGUGGCACACUAUACGCAUUCCAAGGACGUGGUGUACGGGGUGACUGUCAACGGGCGUGGCGCACCCGUGGAGCACAUCGACCGCAUCGCAGGCCCAACAAUAGCCACCGUUCCGCUCCGAGUUCAGCUUGACUUCCAGCAGACUAUUAUCCAGAGUCUAACGCAGCUCCAGCAACAGUCUGCAGACAUGAUACCGUUUGAGCAGACUGGUCUGCAAGCAAUCCGUUCCUACAACGAUGCAACGGCAGCAGCAUGUCGCUUUCAAUCUCAUCUCGUCGUGCAGCCUGCACCCGCCACAAUCCAAGAGGGUAUCCUCAUUCCCGACGCUGGACGGUGUCUGGAUGCAGGUGGGAAUGCCACUUUUGCCAGCUAUGCGUUCUUACUGGUCUGCACGCUCCGUGAGGCUGAGAGUGCUGUGGAUGUCGUAGUCAACUUUGACCCGCGCGUCCUGAGUCACGACCAGACGCGUCGCCUCGUGCACCAAUUUUCCUACUUACUUCAGCAGCUGCAGCACGUAUCCCCAGAUACCACGCUUGAUGAUCUGCAAUUCACGAGUCCGGAAGACCUUGAGGACCUUCGUAUGUGGAACCGCACGAUUCCAGCGGCGCAUGAGCGAUGCUUGCAUGAUUUGGUUCUUGAACAGUGCGCGACUCAGCCCCAUGCGCCAGCCAUCUCGGCCUGGGACGGAGAUUUCACCUACCAGGAAUUGAAUCGUCUCUCUGAUAGUUUUGCUCAGGUUCUCGCUGCCCGAGGGGUUACCCUCAACACCAAGGUACCACUCUGCCUGGACCGCUCCAAGUGGGCCGUGAUUGCAAUUCUGGCAGUCCUUCGGGCUGGGGGCACCUGCGUGCUCAUGGAUCCUACCAACCCACCGACAAGGCUCAAGGGUCUUAUUCAAGAGACGAAGGCGACUCUGGUUCUUGUUUCACCGCAGCACGAGUCCAUGCUCCACGAGCUCAACUGUCAAUUCCUGCAUGUUUGUGCGGGUACAUUUAAUCAGAGCUCUAUUGCCUCACAAGGCUUGCCCUAUGCAACGGAGCGGCCAAUAGCCACGCCCUCCGACCCGGCGUUUAUAGUCUUUACGUCUGGUAGCACAGGAAAGCCUAAGGGCAUCAUUGUCGAGCAUCGCAACUUGGCCACCUGCGCGAAGGAGCAAUACGGACCCAUGGGCUACCGGCCAGACUGUCGCGUGCUGCACUUCUCAUCCUACACGUUUGACCUGAGCAUUUACGAGACCGUUGUCACCCUGAUCUUCGGCGGCUGCGUCUGCAUUCCGUCGGAGACCCAGCGCAACACCGACCUCGCGGGCUGCAUGCGCGACUAUCGGAUCAACUGGGCUUGCUUCACUCCGUCCUCGCUGCGCCUGUUCAGUCCCGAAGACUGUCCAGAAUUGCGGACCCUGUGCGUCGGCGGGGAGCCUAUGACCCAGGCUCAUGUCGAUGUGUGGGCGACCAAGACCGUCUUCAUCAACGCCUACGGCCCCGCUGAAACGUGUUUUUGCACCGCCGGGGUGGUGAAUCCCGCCCUCUGGAAGCCCGGCGAUGUCGGCAACAUGUUCGGAGGGCUGGCCUGGAUUACUGAGAUUGACAAUCCGCAUCGACUGGCAGCCAUAGGAGCCGUGGGAGAGCUCGUGGUCGAGGGUCCGGCCGUCGCUCGUGGCUAUCUGAACAAUCCCGCUCUGACGCGCGCAAGCUUCAUUGAUGCCCCGGCUUGGCUUCGGCAGUGGCGACCGCGUGGAGAGGUCGGCCGACUCUAUCGGACGGGAGAUUUGGUGCAAUAUGGGGAGAAUGGCCUGAUCCGCUUCAUCGGUCGACGCGAUACGCAAGUCAAGCUGCGCGGCCAGCGGAUAGAGCUUGAAGAAGUUGAAGCCCAGCUGCACCGAAGCUUCCCCAAUACCGGCGAGUCCAUUGCGGAGGUAGUUCCGAUUUCGCCCACGCAGGCUAUGCUCGUCGCCUUCGUCUUGCUGCCAAACAUGAUCGAUGACGGCCAGGAAAGCUGGCUGGCCCCUGCCACGGCAAGCUUUCGGGCAACAGCCGCCCGCGCUCUGAACCGAAUCCGCUGCGAACUGCCAAUUUACAUGGUCCCCACCCUGAUCCUACCCUUACAGAAAGUGCCAUUGACGGGCACCGGAAAGAUUAACCGGCGCUGUCUCCGGGAGGUUGCGUCUGGCUUGACAAGAGAGCAGAGGCUAGAGUAUGCCGAGGCAGUGGAUCAGCGCCAGCUGUCCUCCGACAGACGGGGACCCAAAACGGUGGAGGAGACCGCGAUUCACUCGCUGUGCGCCCAGGUCUUGAAUCUGCCACCGCAGUCCAUUGGCCUGAACGACAACUUCUUUCACCUCGGAGGGGACUCGAUCAGCGCGAUGCAGCUCGCGGCCAAGGCCAGAGCGGCUGGGAUACGCUUUACCGCGCGAGAUGUCGUGGCAUCAAACACGCUCGCUGACCUGGUCGAGCGCACUCAGCACCGGUCGAUGCUCCUUCGAGACAGGCAAGACAGCAUCCAAACCGAGGAUCUGGAGAACGAAUUUCCCCCGUCGCCAAUCCAGCAGCUCUUUUUCGACACCAUCAAAGAGGACUUCAGCCACUUCAACCAGAGUUUUACCCUCCGAGUCACCCGGCCGGUGGAGGUGAAUCAGCUGGAUGCCGCAUUGAGGGCGGUGGUUUCCCAGCAUGCGAUGCUGCGGGCCCGGUUCCGACAAGAGGUCGAUGGGAGGUGGACGCAGACAGUGACCGAUCAGGUCCGGCAAUCCUAUCGUUUGCAGUCCCACACCGUCGAGACCAUCCCUGAAGCCCAGGAGGUCAUCCGUGGCUGUCAACGCGGCAUCAAUAUUCUCUCUGGUCCUCUGCUCCACGCGGACCUAGUGACAACCACCGCCUCAGAUCGACAGUAUCUCUUCCUCGUGGCGCAUCAUCUGGUGAUGGAUCUAGUGUCGUGGCGCAUCAUCUUGUCCGAUCUCCAGGACUAUAUCAGGAGCGGUAGUCUCUCUGUGCGCGCCUCCUGCCCCUUUCCCACUUGGACGCGCCUGCAAUCGGAAUAUGGGGGCACCCAUCUUUCCCCUGCCAUCGCAUUUCCCUCUCCCAUCCCCCCGGCCCCGAAGGACUUCUGGGGUAUCACCCCGGAGCAAAAUACCUGGGACCAGAUUGAAACGCUCAGCUUUCAUCUGGAUGCGGGAGCUACCGAAUCCCUGUAUGCGCAGGAGGCCGCACCCUUGCACCUGUAUCACACCGCACUCCUGACCUCCUUUCAACGCAGCUUCUCCAGCCGCUCUUGCCCUACGAUCUACUGUGAGGGUCAUGGUCGUGAGCCGUGGGAUGCCUCGGUGGAUAUCUCGCACACAGUGGGUUGGUUCACCACCAUCUGGCCGUGUCCUGUGCCCCUGAAGCCCUCGGACGAUCUGAAAGCCGCUCUGGCUCGGGUUCAAGGGGCCCAUGCUGCGAUCCCCUCCCGCGGCUGGGGGUAUUUCACCUCGCGAUUCACCAACGAAGAGGGCCGCCGGGCCUUUGGCACCCAGGAUGUUCCGGAGAUUAUUCUGAACUAUGCCGGAUUGUACCACCAACUCGAGCACCCAGACACGCUAUUCCGGUCGACGGAAGAUCUGGACGGGUCUCAGUGGGAUAUAGUGGGCUCAGCUAAGCGGUUUGGGCUUGUCGAGGUCUCGGUCGGUGUCCGGGGAGACUGUCUCCAUGUGGACAUGAGCAUCCAUCGCAAUAUACAGAGAAAGGAUAAGCUACGGCAGUGGAUGCAGCGAUGUCAGGAAGACCUGAUGACCAUGGUGCAAUGGGCUCGUUGA